Molecule: messenger RNA, 7040 nt
Organism: Pongo pygmaeus (Bornean orangutan)
Lineage: Eukaryota; Metazoa; Chordata; Mammalia; Primates; Hominidae
Gene: SERPINA10
Product: serpin family A member 10
Exons: 5
Coding region: 500-1828 (442 amino acids)
Biological process (GO): blood coagulation
Molecular function (GO): serine-type endopeptidase inhibitor activity
Source: RefSeq, a predicted model, not a curated record
CACUCCACGGGGACUGUACAUACAGAUUGGGAGCUGGAGUGGGGUGAGAGGCGAAUUAUAGACACAAGGGGCUCCUCUGCAGGAAGGAGGCCAAGAGAAAGAGGCUUGAAAGGCUUGAUAUUUCACCCACCACAACUCACUGCUGGAGUAAGCGGGGCUCCCCUUCCCAGGGCUGAGGGGAGGCGGGGGUGUGUGCUCUCCCAGGGCUGAGAAGUGGCAGGUGAGCUGGUGAUUCCUUACUGCCUGGGUUCUGUCUAGGAAGGUGCGUCCUCACCAUGCUGGAUGGUGUCCUAGUCCAGGAGCACCCCCUGAACUCCUGGCCUAGACUCCAAAGGGUUGGGUAGAUGAGCAAAGACCUUACAAAGACCUUAGGCGAUAUGUGUCCAGGAGCGCCCAGGAAUUACUGGGCUACCACUGCAGACUGCAGGACAAUCUCCAAGAACAGGAAGGAAGUCUUGCAGCUGAAGGGAGGCACUCCUUGGCCUCCGCAGCCAAUCACAUGAAGGUGGUGCCAAGCCUCCUGCUCUCCGUCCUCCUGGCACAGGUGUGGCUAGUACCCGGCUUGGCCCCCAGUCCUCAGUCGCCAGAGACUCCGGCCCCUCAGAACCAGACCAGCAGGGUAGUGCAGGCUCCCAGGGAGGAAGAGGAAGAUGAGCAGGAGGCCAGCGAGAAGGCCGGUGACGAAGAGAAAGCCUGGCUGACAGCCAGCAGGCAGCAGCUUGCCAAGGAGACUUCAAACUUCGGAUUCAGCCUGCUGCGAAAGAUCUCCAUGAGGCACGAUGGCAACAUAGUCUUCUCUCCAUUUGGCAUGUCCUUGGCCAUGACAGGCUUGAUGCUGGGGGCCACAGGGCUGACCGAAACCCAGAUCAAGAGAGGGCUCCACUUGCAGGCCCCGAAUCCCACCAAGCCCGGGCUCCUGCCUUCCCUCUUUAAGGGACUCAGAGAGACCCUCUCCCGCAACCUGGAACUGGGCCUCACACAGGGGAGUUUUGCCUUCAUCCACAAGGAUUUUGAUGUCAAAGAGACUUUCCUCAAUUUAUCCAAGAGGUAUUUUGAUACAGAGUGUGUGCCUAUGAAUUUUCGCAAUGCCUCACAGGCCAAAAGGCUCAUGAAUCAUUACAUUAACAAAGAGACUCGGGGGAAAAUUCCCAAACUGUUUGAUGAGAUUAAUCCUGAAACCAAAUUAAUUCUUGUGGAUUACAUCUUGUUCAAAGGGAAAUGGCUGACCCCAUUUGACCCUGUCUUCACCGAAGUCGACACUUUCCACCAGGACAAAUACAAGACCAUUAAGGUGCCCAUGAUGUAUGGUGCAGGCAAGUUUGCCUCCACCUUUGACAAGAAUUUUUGUUGUCAUGUCCUCAAACUGCCCUACCAAGGAAAUGUCACCAUGCUGGUGGUCCUCAUGGAGAAAAUGGGUGACCAACUCGCCCUUGAAGACUACCUGACCACAGACUUGGUAGAGACAUGGCUCAGAAACAUGAAAACCAGAAACAUGGAAGUUUUCUUUCCGAAGUUCAAGCUAGAUCAGAAGUAUGAGAUGCAUGAGCUGCUUAGGCAGAUGGGAAUCAGAAGAAUCUCACCCUUUGCUGACCUUAGUGAACUCUCAGCUACUGGAAGAAAUCUCCAAGUAUCCAGGGUUUUACAAAGAACAGUGAUUGAAGUUGAUGAAAGGGGCACUGAGGCAGUGGCAGCAAUCUUGUCAGAAAUUAUUGCUUAUUCCAUGCCUCCUGUCAUCAAAGUGGACCGGCCAUUUCAUUUCAUGAUCUAUGAAGAAACCUCUGGAAUGCUUCUGUUUCUGGGCAGGGUGGUGAAUCCGACUCUCCUAUAAUUCAGGACAUGCAUAAGCACUUCGUGCUGCAGUAGAUGCUGAAUCUGAGGUAUCAAACACACACAGGAUACCAGCAAUGGAUGGCAGGGGAGUGUUCCUUUUGUUCUUAACUAGUUUAGGGUGUUCUCAAAUAAAUACAGUAGUCCCCACUUAACUGAGGGGGAUACAUUCAAAGACCCCAGCUGAUGCCUGAAACAGUGGACAGUGCUGAACCUUAUAUAUAUUUUUUCCUACACAUACAUACCUAUGAUAAAGUUUAAUUUAUAAAUUAGGCACAGUAAGAGAUUAACAACAAUAAUAACAACAUUAAGUAAAAUGAGUUACUUGAACGCAAGCACUGCAAUGCCAUAACAGUCAAACUGAUUAUAGAGAAGGCUGCUAAGUGACUCAUGAGCGAGGAGCAUAGACAGUGUGGGGACAUUGGGCAAGGGAAGAAUUCACAUCCUGGGUGGGACAGAGCAGGAUGAUGCAAGAUUCCAUCCCACUACUCAGAAUGGCAUGCUGCUUACAACUUUUAGAUUGUUUAUUUCUGGAAUUUUUCAUUUAAUGUUUUUGGACCAUGGUUGACCAUAGUUAACUGAGACUGCAGAAAGCAAAACCAUGGAUAAGGGAGGACUACUACAAAAGCAUUAAAUUGAUACACAUUUUUAAAGAUGUUUGUGCAAUCUGUCUGGUAUUUUAAGCUAGUUUCUAAGAACCUUAGUUAUUUGGCUAAAGACUAGCUGGGUAGAAUAUCUUUUCUCUGUUGCUCACAUAUUUGGAUUUUUAAAAAGCUGUAGAUGAGAACACUACGUCAAGAUAAAGCCUUUGGGAGGAAGACAUGUACACAUUCUCCUUGAGUCAUGUGCUUCUCUCUCUUUCCUUCUCUCUGGUGCAAAAUAAGUGUUUUAGUUUAAUCUAUUAUGGAAUCAUUUCUUGCUGACUGACAUCAGAAGAAAAUAGCUCUAACCAGUCCUGAUCACAGCAUCUGCUUCCACGGUGCAUCAAAUCGCUUGGCAGAGGCAUUGGCUGAACCACAGAUCAUCUAGUUCAAUCCUUCAUUUUACAAAGGAAAGAAGGACCCAGAAACAGGUCCACAUUCUUACUUUCAUGGGCCCUAGGCACGUUUAACCUCAUAGAUCCCUCCUUCCUUCAUGAAGAUAUAUAUGUUUUAUGGCUGCAUUGGUAGAAAGAUGAAUAUAUUCGUCUUUCAAAGUUGCAUAUCUAGCUUCAAAGUUAUAUGUCUAGCAUAUGGCAAUAAGCAAAACACCUUCAUGGGCCCUUACAGUACUGUCGGCCUUGGGCACUAUGUCUUCUGCAUCUAGUGAAUAAGUCAUACCUUAUAUACCAGUGGGAACAAAACACUUGUCCAAGGUCUUCCAGUGUGGCAAUGGCAGAGUCAGAGGCCUACCUUUCCUGAGUCUAGUCCUCAAGCCCUUUUUACUCUUCCUUCCAUCUAAAACAUCUGAUGGGGACCAGGUAAACAGCAUGCACUACAGCUACCCAUGGGGGUUAAACAGAAUAUAAACACGAACUUUGUCCCAGGGUGAAAAGGAAAAUCGUAAAUAUCCCUGAUCUUCCUUAGGCAGUCAUUUUCUGUCACAGAAACAGAAAAGACUAUAUUCAGAGAAUCCUGAAUAGAGCUAAUUUACAGUGUCAACUAUGUUAACUAAAUGCCUAAUUGGAUUUCUGUCUGUCUGCUAUCUAAUGUUUAAAAAAACCUAAAAUUCAUUUAUUGAUUAGUUGUUUAAUAUAAUUCAGAGUAAUGUGAAUAGGUAAUAAUAUUAAUAUGCAGUCUAAAUACUGACUUUUCAUCAUUCCAUAACCUGGACUGAUGAAAAGUCAGUAUUUAGACUGCAUAUUAAUAAAAUAAAAUUCAUUCCUGUAUUCAUUCCAAGAGUACUAAUUGACACUUAUGAAGGGACAGGCAAUUCUAGGCCCUAGAGGGCCAAAGACAGAGGAUUAACUCUAACUGACAUUCUUAAGUCACCUUGUUUGUGUUCAGUUAGUCAGAUUUGUUUGUGGAAAAAUAGUAGAAAGACGAAUGAAGUAGAAUCCAGUCAAAUUUCCCACUUUUAAGGAUGAAAUCUGGAAAAAUAAGUCUGUGAGAGCACAAUACUCAUUGAAAUCAAUAUGGCCAAACCCAGUAAUAAAAAGGUACAUUAUUAUUGAAGGAUUCAUAUAGCAUGCAGAUAAAAAACUCCUGCCUUCUUCCCACCACAUACACUGCAAAGCAACAACAGCAUAAUAAUUGUAUUUAAUAUACUACUCUUUAAGGUAGAAAAUGGACCUAUUCUAUAUUUUAAAUAUACUUUUUAAUGCUCCCCCACAUUUGCUUUAAGAAGUUCCUAAGACACUCAGUUUCAGAUUUCCCAAGUACACAGGCAUGACAGAAAAACGCAGACCAAUAAAAAAUGUAACUUACCUUACACAAAUACACACACACAAAUUCAGGGUUUCCAACUGAGCAGGGGAAAUCUUAACAUUGUACAAGUCUUCACUAUAAGUGUCGAGUUUUUGUUUUUGUUUUUGUUUUGAGAUGGAGUCUUGCUCUGUCACCCAGGCUGGAGUGCAGUGGCGCGAUCUCAGCUCACUGCAACCUCCACCUCCCGGGUUCAUGCCAUUCUCCUGCCUCAGCCUCCCGAGUAGCUGGGACUACAGGCGCCCGCCACCACGCCCGGCUAAUUUUUUGUAUUUUAAGUAGAGAUGGGGUUUCACUGUGUUAGUCAGGAUGGUCUUGAUCUCCUGACCUCGUGAUCUGCCCGCCUCAGCUUCCCAAAGUGCUGGGGUUACAGGCAUGAGCCACCAUGCCCGGCCAAAUGUCGAGUCUUAAAAAUUGUUCCUACACAGACACACUCAACCACACAUUCUCACAUAUACAUGCUGUAACAACUGAGAACAGGUUACUGACUUAAUCUAAUUCAUUUCAUCCUCAUUGUAAAACUUCUACUCUAGCUGAAGAGCCUGUUUCAUUUCAAUUCAAAGAUUUCUCAUAUAUCCAUUAAUUGUAUGGCAAAACUGACUCAUCUCCAGACUAAGAUAUUCAAGCUCAGGAAGUCAAAUAACAGAAAUGAUUUUUUAAAUGUGUAUGAGGUUAUAAAGAAAAAUCUUAUGUGCUCCUUAUUUAACUUCUAUUAAGUAAAAUCCUUUACAGACCUAUCUCCAUUUCUGCAGUAAAAGUGAGCUCUACAGUUAGCUUGUAAGGCUAACUAGUGAAAUUCUUGGACUUGCUCUUAAAAAUGCAAGUUUUAGCAAUUAACAAAAUGAUGAUGAAGAUGUCCCUUUUCCCUACAGCUACAGAUGGAGGGAGAUUUUUCUUUGCCAUACAACUAGCUUAAAGGAUUAAUUUGAUAAGUUGUUAAACUGAGAACUUUCACAAAAGUAUCCAUCUUGUUUUUGAUAUAAAUGGAGAUACAUGUAGUUAUUCGUAACUGUCACUAAUUUGCUGUUUAUCCUGUUUCUAUAUAUCUGUCCUUGAGAGUAUAAUUUUAAUAAAUAUUUCAAAGAUUUUAGGAAAUAUCAUGUUCUGUUAAAAAAACUUCCAAAAGUAAUUUUGAUGAACAGUUUGGAUAACUUAGUGCUAACUAGGACUAAGACUGCAAUUGACUGCUCUACAUUCCUGAACUUUAUAAGCAGUAGUUGUUUCUCUCUGUCAAAUCAGUUUCCCCUUUUCCCAUUUGCAUCAUGGGAAAGUAAAAGCUUAUAAUUCUGCUAAAUUUAUUAUAACAAAUAAAUUGAAAUUCUCCAUUUUAUUAAAUUAAUAUAAUGCUAUGAAUCAAAGCACCAAAAAAACUGAUGCAAUUUUGAUGUCUCGUCCUGUACCACAUUCUCCAGAUCUUAAUAUAUUCAGUUCCACAUUAUUGGUGCUAGUAGGAGACAUAAUGAAAACAGUUAAAUGAAAUCCACAGCGAGUAUACUGAUUAACCAGUACUGUCAAAUUUCUCAUACCUACUGAAAUUUUAACUACAGACGAAAUGAGCAGUAACAAUUCCAUUUACCUGGUUGUCCUUUGGGCAAAGGAUAUUAUUAAGAAUCACUAAAAAUAGCCAAAAAGAAGCCAUAUGGAAGGAAGAAGGAAAACAAAUGGCAUGAAAAGAUCUCUCACUGAGUAACUAUGCUCUUAUAGUUGACACUGGUAUAUUUCUUUUAUUCACUACCUAAAAAUGAACUAUCUUACUCUUUAAUUAUAGAAUAAAAACUGCAGGAAAGUAUUUAAAACUUUUUUUCACAAACACAGGUAUCUCAUUAACCUAUGUUUUAUUUUGAGUAAAUUCAUUAUUCAUUAUUUCACAUUAUAAAAAGUAACCACACACACAUAUGCAUUCACAAAUUAGAUCAUCUUUAUCAUACAUCGAUAUAUUUUAAAAAACAAAUAUCUUCUAAUAUCAAUAUAGUUAUAUGCUGAUUGCAUUUUGAAAUAGAGAAGCUGACAAUAGCUUCAUACAGUAUAUCUCAAGAACUGACAGUUUAAAAUUAAGAACUGUAUAUAUUCCACAGGCAAAUUUUGAUGGAAAUAUUAGCAUUAGUACAAAUAAAUGCUGUUGACAUAGCUUAAGCAUGAUAGCUUGGAAUAACAGCUGAUUCAGACUAGAUUCAUCAUUUUAAAUUAAAUAAGGACAAGUACAAUCUAAAAUAUAAACAAAGUAUUUAUAAAAUAAAUUCUCUAGGAAAUAAAGAAAUCAUCAAUCUAUUAUUUUUAAGGUAUUUAUAGCUCAAAGUUACCAGAAAUCUUUGUGGAAUUUUCAUUGCCAAAUUUAAAUUUGGGAAUGUCCGGGUACAACACAUUGUCACCACAAUCCGGAGGGCUGCCAAAAUCGCAGACGGCUAUUUGCAUCCUUUCAGUGUGACUUUUCAAGUGGGCUUGGAGAGUGAUGAGAAAAUGCAGUAUCUUUCUUACCUUCCAAGUCCCCCUCCAAGUGAUUAUCAAGCUAGGACAAUUCAGCUGAUGUAGACUUUCAUACGAUUUUUAAAUGCUAAAACUCCAGAACAAUUAAAUAGCUGGUUUCCUGCACAAAUAAAUGCAGACUUGUCUCUUUUGUAGCAGUGGUUAAAGCACAUUCCUAGAGAUGUUUUUCAUUAUACUUCACUAUAACAUUGGAAUUCUGUAACCACAUGAUUACUCAAGAAAUACAUAUUAUACCUCCUAGGGAAUCUAAUUUGAAAUAUGAAAAGUUUAACAUCAGCUGUCAUUAUGUCUCUCUUUCCGCUCAUUAACAACAAAAAAAACCCAAAA